AUGGGUGGUAGUUUUUCCUCUUGUGUUUGUGAUGGGGAUGCAACCCCUAUGAGGCCAAGGCUUGGAGAUUUACCCGAGAGCUGUGUGGCAUUGUUGUUGAUGUAUUUGGACCCACCAGAUAUUUGCAUGCUUGCACGAUUGAACAGGGCGUUUCGCGAUGCUUCGUUAGCUGAUUUCAUUUGGGAAUCAAAGUUGCCUUUGAAUUAUAAGUUCAUCGUGGAGAAAGCUUUGAAGGAUGUUUCUGUAGAAGACUCGGGGAAGAGGGAUAUUUAUGCUAGACUCUGCAGGCCUAAUUUGUUUGACAACGGGACCAAGGAAAUUUGGCUGGAUAAGAGGACGGGUGGGAUGUGUAUGGCGAUUUCUUCCCAAGCGUUGAGGAUUACAGGGAUAGAUGAUCGGAGAUAUUGGAGUCGCAUUUCGACAGAAGAGUCAAGAUUCCAUACAGUUGCUUAUCUUCAACAAAUUUGGUGGCUUGAAGUGGAAGGAGAUGUUGAUUUUCAAUUUCCACCUGGGACAUACAGUGUUUUCUUCAGACUCCAGCUUGGCCGAUCUUCCAAGAGACUAGGUCGUCGAGUUUGUAAGACUGAUGAUAUUCAUGGUUGGAAUAUAAAACCUGUAAAAUUUCAGCUAACAACUUCUGAUGGUCAACAUGCUGUAUGCCAAACUCAUUUGGAUAACCAUGGGCACUGGGUUCUCUACCACGCAGGAAACUUUGUUUCUAAGAAUCCAAAUGAUCUGAUGAAGGUCAAAUUUUCAUUGGCUCAGAUUGAUUGCACGCAUACCAAAGGUGGUUUGUGUGUAGAUUCUGUUUUUAUAUGCAAUAGUGAUGUAAAACAAGAGUUGUAG
Messenger RNA from Sphenostylis stenocarpa, 846 nucleotides. Lineage: Eukaryota; Viridiplantae; Streptophyta; Magnoliopsida; Fabales; Fabaceae. The record is from the annotation of a GenBank genome assembly.